AUGGAUACUAUGGGUUCACCACGAAGACAAACAUCUCAAGGAAAACGUCGAAUCGCCGAUGAGAAUGCAAACCCCAAUACACCCAAGAAACUCCAAAAAUCUGUCCCCAAGAAAUUGAAGACAUCCAUGAGCCGAACUAGUCUGAUACGCCACCAUCAAGUUUUGAAAGAAAAGAACUUGAAUGUCCCAGAGGAUAUGAUUCCAACUGAGCAUCUGCAAGAUGUUAGCCCCAAGAACUUGAAUGUGCUAGAGGAGAAAACUUCGACUGAUCCAUUUGGAGAUGUUAGUCCAGAUGAGCAUCAAUUAAGAUUGACUCCCUUCACAUUUGAAAAUAUUGAUUCCCAGUUGAAUGAUCUUCAGAUGGCUGUGUUGGAUAUGUGCAGCCGACGAGUUCUCAUGGGAAAUAUGGCCAUGUUCGAUGUGGUAUCGAAGCUGAAAAAAGAAAUAGUAUCAGCUAAGAAAAAGUGCGACAAGGCAAACGCUAAAGCAAUCGAGGAGCAAAUAUCCAAAUUACCUACUGCUCAACAAGAAGCACUAGGAAAUCAUGCCUUAGUAUUCAUGUUCCAACUAUUCCGAGGACAGUGGGUACAAGCACUGGCUUGUUUCCUGAGUAAGGGCUGCGCCAACAGUAAUACACUGGAAUGUCUCAUCCUAGAAUGCCUCAUGCUUAUGGAAAAAAGGGGAUUUCUGUGCGACGUGAUUAUUAUGGAUGGUGCAAGUUAGAAUCGGAGCACCUGGAAAAAAUUUGGAGUAGAAGGAGAUAAAAUGUCUUGCAAAAAUCCAUAUGAGCCUACAAGGAAACUGUGGUGUUGUUCCGACUUUCCGCACAUGAUCAAGAAUUUACGUAAUUGUAUCAUCAAAGAACCUGAAAUAUGGACACCUGACGGAGUCGUGAACAUGAAACACUGACAAGCAGUCCUAGAUGCUCAGCAGGAUAGUUUUUAUGGGUUGCAAAUCGCAUAUAAAAUGACAGCUCAUCAUUUGAAACCUCAAUAUUAUCAGAAAAUGAAUGUUUCUUCGGCUAUCCAGUUGUUCGAUCAGCGUGUAGCUGCUGCUAUGCAAACCCUUCAGGGAGUUAACCAUGCUCUAGACGAUGCAGAACCAACAAUAAAAUUCAUUAGAAGAAUGAGUAAGCUCAUAAGAAAUGGGAAAGACAAGCUCAAGAAAAUGGACAUCGUUUUCUGCCUGCCAGUACUAGUUACGGUUUGA
Messenger RNA from Fopius arisanus, 1209 nucleotides. The record is from RefSeq and is a predicted model, not a curated record. Lineage: Eukaryota; Metazoa; Arthropoda; Insecta; Hymenoptera; Braconidae.